AUGCUAAUAUAUUAGAUUUUAAUAAUAAACUCAAUAAUAUUUUGUUCUUAAUCAGUAUAAAUCCCAAUAGAAGAUGUGGAGUUUAUAACUCAUAAAGAGUCUGGAUUUAAAUUGGUAAACUCAAAAAUUCUUAUAAAUCGAGCGGAUAAUAUCAAAGGUGUGAUAGAUGAUGAUGGUGUGAAUUUUUUGCAUUUUGAAAUAUAUGAUGUAAAGACAGAGCAAUCUAAGAAGAAGAUAGCAGGUAUAUUGGAAUAAUUCUGGAAUGAUGCAAAAAUGGUUCCACUUAGAAUGAGAAAUCAAUUAGAAUAUAUGUUAUAAUUGGAUUUAAUAAUUUUAGUGAUAUAGCUUUUAGGAAACCAAAAAAUGCUUAAAUAGAAGUAAAUGAACUUAAGAAUAACACAUGGUCGAUAUUAAUAUACUUAAAGGAGAGUACAGAAGUGA
Paramecium tetraurelia is the source of this 441-nucleotide messenger RNA. RefSeq lists its product as uncharacterized. The transcript has a single exon. NCBI's taxonomy places the organism in Eukaryota, Ciliophora, Oligohymenophorea, Peniculida, Parameciidae. The record is from RefSeq and is a predicted model, not a curated record.